GGAAGGGGCGUGUGUGUAAGAUGGCGGCGCUCAGCGCAUGGGUCCGUACACGGGUGCCGCGGGCGCUGUGGGGCUGCCGCGCUCGGCGGGGGCUCGGGCAGGACGCGGCGGCCGCGGGCGGAGGAAAAGCCGCCAAGCCUUCCUUCACGGAUGAAGCGGUUCAGAAUCUGCUGUACAAAAUGACGGGGCUCAACCUGCAGAAGAUUUUUAGGCCGGUGAAAAAGGAGCUUAAGCCCCCCACGUACAAGCUGAUGACAGAAGCUCAGCUGGAAGAGGCCACAAGGAAAGCCAUUGAGGAAGCUAAAGAAAGACUUGCCAUGCCCCCUGUUUUGGAUGAACGAAAGCCAAUUGAUGAUGUCUUAGCAGAAGACAAAUUACUUGAAGGAACUGAAACUACAAAAUAUGUCUUUACAGAUUUAACUUACUCGGUUCCACAUCGUGAACGUUUCAUUGUAGUUAGGGAACCAAAUGGUGUGUUACGCAAAGCAACGUGGGAGGAACGGGACAGAAUGAUCCAGAUAUUCUUCCCAAAAGAAGGACGCAGAGUUAUUCCCCCAGUGCUAUUUAAGGAUGAACACCUUGGGAGUGUGUUUCAGCAAGACCGUCAUGAGGAUCUCCUCAACAUGUGCAUUGCUCAGUUUGAGCCAGAUUCACCUGACUAUAUCAGAGUUCAUCAUCGGACAUAUGACGACAUUGAGAAACAUGCCAAAUACGAUCUGCUCCGUUCAACAAGACACUUUGGAGGCAUGGUGUGGUAUCUAGUCAACAGAAAGAAAACGGAUGGCUUACUAAUAGAUAUGAUCAACAGAGACUUGCUGGAUGAUGCUACGAGUUUAAUUACACUGUAUCACAUGCUUCAUCCUGAAUGUCCAUCAGCAAAAGAAGCUAAGGAAGGGAAACUUCAAGGAGUUGAUCUGAUCAAGGCAUUUGCAAAAACUGAAUCGCAGAGAGAAGGCUAUAUACAACUGGCCCUUCAGGCUUAUGAAGAAGCAAUGGCUACUUCUACAGCAUCAUGAAAUCAACCUUUGUUCCCCACAAGUUUUAAGUCUGUUUAUAAAUAUUCUCUGUACAGGAUUCCACAAUAAAUACUUCAAACAACUCA
This is a messenger RNA of Strigops habroptila (Kakapo), 1102 nucleotides long. It is a transcript of the gene MRPS22, whose product is annotated as mitochondrial ribosomal protein S22. Bases 21 to 1016 code for a protein of 331 amino acids. The record is from RefSeq and is a predicted model, not a curated record. Gene Ontology annotation, molecular function: structural constituent of ribosome. NCBI's taxonomy places the organism in Eukaryota, Metazoa, Chordata, Aves, Psittaciformes, Psittacidae. Gene Ontology annotation, cellular component: mitochondrial small ribosomal subunit. The transcript is spliced from 8 exons.